Molecule: messenger RNA, 1399 nt
Organism: Salvia hispanica
Lineage: Eukaryota; Viridiplantae; Streptophyta; Magnoliopsida; Lamiales; Lamiaceae
Source: RefSeq, a predicted model, not a curated record
AUGAUUAUAGCGUACCCUCCGACCCGGAACCGGUGCAGAUCCGACCCGACAUACAUAAAACAACAUUCAGAAAAACAAGUCAUGGUUUUUCGAUCAAAACUAGGUGAAAAAAAUCCAAUCUCUAAAUGUGAGCUGAGAAGAAGAACCAGCUUGGAAACCGGCCCUGGUUCGUCAAACAUAUCUGCUGCUUCGAGUGCAUCACUUCAGCCUUUUCCUGAGGUUAAACGAAGAAAGAGACACAGAAGGAUGCAUGUCGAAAACCAAGAACCAUGCAUCAUGAGAGGUGUUUAUUUCAAGAAUUUGAAAUGGCAAGCUGCAAUUAAAGCUGACAACAAACAGAUCCAUUUAGGAACUGUGGGCUCUCAAGAAGAGGCUGCUCGACUUUAUGACAGUUUCUUCGAUUCUUUCUUGCUCAGUGGUUUCAUUCUAGCUGAGGUGAAACGAAGAAAGAGACACAGAAGGAAGCAUGUCGAAAACCAAGAACCAUGCAUCAUGAGAGGCGUCUAUUUCAAGAAUUUGAAAUGGCAAGCUACCAUUAAAGUUGACAAGAAACAGAUCCAUUUAGGAACUGUAGGCUCCCAGGAAGAGGCCGCUCGACUUUAUGACAGGGCCACAUUCAUGUGCGGAAGAGAUCCCAACUUUGAACUGUCUGAGGAAGAAAAGCAGGAGCUGAGGAAAUUCAACUGGGAUGAAUUCUUAGCCAUCACCAACAAGAAAAACCAGAGACAUGGCGGGACUGGGCCGCGGAGGAUGCUUCUAGACAACGACUAGGAGGGCGAGGAGCACAGACGCAGUGGUACAUCGGCUUCUGAAGAUGAUAUCUGAGGUUAAACGAAGAAAGAGACACAGAAGGAAGCACGUCGAAAACCAAGAACCAUGCAUCAUGAGAGGUGUCUAUUUCAAGAAUUUGAAAUGGCAAGCUGCCAUUAAAGUUGACAAGAACAGAUCCAUUUAGGAACUGUAGGCUCCCAGGAAGAGGCUGCUCGACUUUAUGACAGUAAAAUUGAAGCUGCAUACCUGUAGGCUGUUUCUCUGAAGAUGCAAGAAGAGCUCAUACGGGAAGAGGAGGCGGAUUGGCUUGCUGAGAUUGAGCACAGAGCAAAGCGUGCAGCAGUGGAUAAGGAAAAGAAGUCUAAAAAGAAACAGGUUUUAUUUCAAUUAUCUUUCUUACCUUGCAGUCUUUAGUAGUUCCUGUCAUUGGGUGAUACAGUUUUAGACUUCUAUGGUUAAAGUAAUUCGACUUACAGCUAAGAAGUUAGUCAUGGUAAUCUAUUAUUCGCAAAUAUGAUUCCCUGGUGGCACCGUGUAAAUUCAUUUUGUUCUGUCUGUGAUAAGUGUUUACUUUGUUCGAAAAGCUACCAUCAUCACACUCCUCGCCUGUUUGCUUGGUGUGAGUUCA